Molecule: messenger RNA, 546 nt
Organism: Solanum dulcamara
Lineage: Eukaryota; Viridiplantae; Streptophyta; Magnoliopsida; Solanales; Solanaceae
Exons: 1
Coding region: 1-546 (181 amino acids)
Biological process (GO): DNA integration
Molecular function (GO): nucleic acid binding
Source: RefSeq, a predicted model, not a curated record
AUGGUUAGAAGGUGUAUAUCGGAAGCUGAGGUGCACCAAGUGUUAGGUAGUUUCCAUUCAUCACCAUACGACGGCCAUCAUAGAGGAAAGCUCACUAUGCACAAGGUACUUCAGUCUGGUUUCUUUUGGCCUACAUUGUUCAAAGAUGCUGUAGGGUAUGUAAAGAGUAGCAACCAGUAUCAACGAAUAGGCACGAUCUCAAGGAGAUAUGAAAUGCCAUUGACCAACAUUUUAGAGGUUGAAAUCUUUGAUGUAUGGGGAAUAGAUUUCAUGGGUACAUUUCCACCAUCUUGUGGGAGUCAAUACAUCUUGGUGGCAGUGGAUUAUGUAUCCAAAUGGGUUGAAGCAGUAGCCCUUCCUAAAAAUGACUCAAAGGUGGUGAGCAAGUUCCUAAAGAAGUAUAUUUUCACUCGUUUGGGAACUCUAAGGGCAAUUAUCAGUGAUGGAAGAUCAUAUUUUAUCAAUCAAAUAGUGAAGAACCUCUUGGCAAAAUUUAGGGUACGCUACAAGAUGGCUACAGCUUAUCAUCCACAAAUCAGUGGAUAG